Vigna radiata var. radiata (mung bean) is the source of this 971-nucleotide messenger RNA. RefSeq names its product protein GDAP2 homolog. The transcript is spliced from 3 exons. Bases 135 to 746 code for a protein of 203 amino acids. The record is from RefSeq and is a predicted model, not a curated record. NCBI's taxonomy places the organism in Eukaryota, Viridiplantae, Streptophyta, Magnoliopsida, Fabales, Fabaceae.
GUUUGUUCCUUAUCUUGCAUCCCUUAUAAUGCCUUCUCUCAUUCUAUUCUACACCAUCACAAUCAAUUUCUCUUAUCCAUUCUCUAAUUUUUCUUCUUCCACUCCGAUUUUCUCUCUUUCUCUAUAAACCAAACAUGUGUGCGCCCAUAUCCGAACUCGAACAGGAAGAACUGCUCGAAAAACUAGAGGUUUUCAAGAUCAAAGGCCGUGACAAGCAUGGCCGCAAGAUCCUUCGCAUUAUCGGAAAAUUCUUCCCAGCGCGGUUGAUCACUGUUGAGGUGCUGAAAAGGUACCUGGAAGAGAGGGUUUUCCCGAAGCUGGGGAAGAGAAAAUUCGCAGUGCUCUACGUGCACACCGACGUGCAGAGAGGCGAGAAUUUGCCCGGAAUAUCCGGUCUCCGGUCGAUCUACGACGCGAUUCCGGCCAACGUGAAGGAGAAUCUCGAAGCUUUUUAUUUUAUUCAUCCGGGCUUACAGGCCCGCCUUUUCCUUGCUACCUUGGGCCGCUUCCUCUUCAACGCUGGGCUGUAUGGAAAGUUGAAGUACAUUAGCAGGGUUGAUUUUCUGUGGGAGCACGUGAAGAGGAACGAGGUGGAGAUUCCGGAGUUUGUGUUUGAUCAUGACGAGGAUUUGGAGUACCGUCCGAUGAUGGAUUACGGGUUAGAGAGUGAUCACGCCAGAGUGUACGGUGGUGCUCCCACUAUGGAUUCACCGGUGACCACCUAUUCCAUGAGGUGCAUCUCAUAGGAUUCCACCUCCGUGGUGCCUCGUUUUAUGCGUUAGGUAGACUGGGCCUUGCAGUUAGUUAAAUAGGCCCAUAGUUAUGUGGAUGUUGAUAUUGUGUAGAAAAAAGAAAAGAAAAGAAUAGUCGCUUUUUAGGUUUUGCUAAUGUGGUAAUACUUAUCCAAUAGCAUUUUCAGUUUUGCUUGGAUGAUUCAGAUCAAUGAUAUUAAAAAGAAUUCCACCGACUCA